AUGACGAAAAUAAUUAUAACGGAGAAUCAGAACGGCUGCUACCAUGCUCUCCCCGCAUCUUUAAUAAAAGAAAUUGCUAUCAGUUCUUUCGCCAAAUACGUGUCAAGGAUACCUUAUUUCGCCGAGUGGCCGAAAAAUUUAAUCGAGCAAAUUGUUCUAUUGCUAGUAGAAGAGGUGUACAUGCCGAACGACAUUGUUGUUGAGGCAUCUCUUUCAAGCGACGGAUUAAUUAUUGUGGACGUCGGGGUGUUGGCAGUGUAUCCAGCAUCGGACGACGACGUCAUCUACCUUAUAGAUGGCGAUUAUUUCGGGGAGAUAUCGUUAGUUACCACGGAGGUCUCCGCGACGCCCUCUGUGGUAGCGCUAACUGCGAGUAAGGUUCUGUUCUUGGACAAAUUGGCAUUCAGGCGACUCAUGCGAGGACAUCCUCAGUUAUUUUUUGCGAUGAAAGAAAUUAUUAACAAAAUUAACAAU
Iphiclides podalirius (scarce swallowtail) is the source of this 474-nucleotide messenger RNA. The record is from the annotation of a GenBank genome assembly. Lineage: Eukaryota; Metazoa; Arthropoda; Insecta; Lepidoptera; Papilionidae.